UGCUAGGGGCUCAUUUACCAGGUUGGCUCGCGCCUCCGUGUGCGCGUGCGCACCACUGACCGCAGGCGGACGGGGCGGGGACAAUUGCGUCAUCGGGGCGCGCGCUGCGGCCGACGCUGUGGUUGCCGGAAGUUGAGUGGCGUAGGCGAGAAAUAAUGGCAGCAGCUACGGGGGAUCCUGGGCUCUCCAAAUUGCAGUUUGCUCCCUUUAGCAGUGCCUUGGAUGUUGGAUUCUGGCACGAGUUGACCCAGAGGAAACUGAAUGAAUAUCGGCUGGAUGAAGCUCCCAAGGACAUUAAGGGAUAUUACUACAAUGGUGAUUCUGCUGGGCUUCCAGCUCGCUUAACAUUGGAGUUCAGUGCUUUUGACAUGAGUGCUCCCACCCCAGCCCACUGCUGUCCGGCUAUUGGAACACUCUUUAACACCAACACACUCGAGGCUUUCAAGGCCGCAGAUAAGAAGCUACUUUUGGAACAAGCAGCAGACGAGAUUUGGGAAGCCGUAAAAUCGGGCGCUGCCCUCGAAAACCCUGUCCUCCUCAACAAGUUCCUCCUCUUGACAUUUGCAGAUCUAAAGAAGUACCACUUCUACUAUUGGUUUUGCUUCCCUGCUCUCUGCCUUCCAGAGAGUCUACCCCUCAUUCAGGGGCCAGUGGGCUUGGAUCAAAGGUUUUCACCAAAACAGAUUCAAGCCCUUGAGCGUGCAUAUGAUGAUCUUUGUCAAACAGAAGGAGUCCCAGCGCUACCUUACUUCUUAAUCAAGUAUGAUGAGAACGUGGUGCUGGUUUCCCUGCUUAAACACUACGGUGAUUUCUUCCAAGACCAAAGGACAAAGAUAACGAUUGGUGUAUAUGAUCCCUGUAACUUAGCCCAGCACCCUGGAUGGCCUUUGAGGAAUCUUUUGGUCCUAGCAGCCCACCGAUGGAGUAGCAGUUUCCAGUCUGUUGAAGUCCUCUGCUUCCGAGACCGCACCAUGCAGGGGGUGAGAGACAUCGCCCACAGCAUCGUCUUCGAAGUGAAGCUUCCAGAAAUGGCAUUUAGCCCAGAUUGUCCCAAAGCAGUCGGAUGGGAAAAAAACCAGAAAGGCGGCAUGGGACCGAGGAUGGUGAACCUCAGUGAAUGUAUGGACCCUAAAAGGUUAGCUGAGUCAUCAGUGGAUUUAAAUCUCAAAUUGAUGUGUUGGAGAUUGGUCCCUACUCUGGACUUAGACAAGGUUGUGUCUGUCAAGUGUCUGCUGCUUGGAGCCGGCACCUUGGGUUGUAAUGUCGCUAGGACACUGAUGGGUUGGGGUGUCAGACACAUCACAUUUGUGGACAAUGCCAACAUCUCCUACUCCAAUCCUGUGAGGCAGCCUCUCUAUGAAUUUGAAGAUUGCCUAGCAGGUGGUAAGCCCAAGGCCCUGGCUGCAGCAGAGCGGCUCCAGAAAAUAUUCCCUGGAGUGAAUGCCAGAGGGUUCAACAUGAGCAUCCCCAUGCCUGGACACCCAGUGAACUUUUCCAGCGUCACCUUGGAGCAGGCCCGCAAAGACGUGGAGCACCUGGAGCAGCUCAUCGAAAGCCAUGAUGUCGUGUUCCUGUUGAUGGACACCAGAGAGAGCCGCUGGCUCCCUGCCGUCAUUGCUGCGAGCAAAAGAAAGCUUGUCAUCAAUGCUGCCUUGGGGUUUGACACAUUUGUUGUCAUGAGACACGGCUUGAAGAAACCUAAGCAGCAAGGAGCUGGGGACUUGUGUCCUGGCCACCUUGUGGCACCUGCCGACCUCCUGGGCUCAUCGCUUUUUGCCAACAUACCCGGCUACAAACUUGGCUGCUAUUUCUGCAAUGAUGUGGUGGCCCCAGGAGAUUCAACCAGAGACCGGACCUUGGACCAGCAGUGCACUGUGAGUCGUCCAGGACUGGCCAUGAUUGCAGGAGCCUUGGCAGUGGAAUUGAUGGUUUCUGUUUUGCAGCAUCCAGACGGGGGCUACGCCAUUGCCAGCAGCAGUGAUGACCGCAUGAAUGAACCGCCAACCUCUCUCGGCCUUGUGCCUCACCAGAUCCGGGGAUUUCUGUCACGAUUUGAUAAUGUCCUUCCUGUCAGCCUGGCAUUUGACAAAUGUACAGCUUGUUCUUCCAAAGUUCUUGAUCAAUAUGAACGAGAAGGAUUUAAUUUCCUAGCGAAGGUGUUUAAUUCUUCACAUUCCUUCUUAGAAGACUUGACCGGUCUCACAUUGCUGCAUCAAGAGACCCAAGCUGCUGAGAUCUGGGACAUGAGCGACGACGAGACGGUCUGAUGCGGCCCACCCUCGUGUGGCUGGCUUCUCCCUGGCUGCCUGUGGAGGACUUCUCUGUUGCCUGAAUGCGACUGCCACCUCCAGGAUAGGUGACUCUGGGCCCUGCGCCCCUCCCAUUUUUCUGGUCCCCUCCUCUGCAUACCUUGAGGACCAGGGCCCCCUCUCCACUGCCCAGGAGCUUCUGGGGUUCUCCAUUUCUCCUGAUUCAUGAUCCCGCCAGUUCUGAGCUAAAUAAUAACCUUGGCUUUGGCAUUGCCACUGAUCUUGGACUUGGUUCCCUCCACGAGUUCUUUUUUCUUCUUCUUCUUCUUCUGGUCAAGUGUUUGAUAGUGAAAACUCCCAGGAUCCUUCGUACCUUGGCCCCGGCUGGGGCAGCAAUGAGGACAGGGAAGAAGUCAGCCCUACACACAGCCAAUGGGGAAAUGAGAAACCAGCUCCUUCCGGCAGCCACUGUGGGGGCAGCACCAGGGUCCCUGGGCCAUGAUGCAAACCCGAGAGGGGCCUAUGGGCACCAGCGAGGGCUGAUGUGCCCGUGAGGUCAGCCUGGUCUGCUGGAGAGGGAGGGCAGGAGAGCUGACCUCCAUGUGGAACAGAAGGGCCCACACUCGUCCCAGUGAACCCAGAACUCCACUAUGGACAGACGGCGACCCAGACGGCUCCUCCGCCGCUUGGCCUGUCCUCAUGUGUGGGCAGAGCAUCUGUCCGUCCCUGCUCAGGGGAGGAAAGAAGUUGCCACUGCCGCCUGGGCAGGUGCCCCUCCUGCCUCGGAGAGGAGGCCUCGGCACCCAAGUGAGGGGGACGCCUGCCCCACCCAGGGGUGCCCUCUACUGUCUCAGGCCCAGGACCCAGGCUAGAGUGGAGUCUGAGGCUGGCUCUUACAAGAGUGGGGAUUCUGCACGCCAGGUUGUCAGCGGUGUUCCGGCCCGUGUGGGAUCUGUUGGUGCAGGGCCAUUGAGCCCUCCCCGGGGCCCGCGGGUCACACACACAGCCUGUGGUUUAAGAGCACUUUAUUAUUGUUCUUAAGGCUACUUUUAAGUACAAAAAAAAAAGAUGGCCUGCCAAACCUUUUUUUUUUCUUCCAGGAAAACAGGCCACAGAGAAUGGUAUAUUACAGAUUUACAAACAUGGAGAGAACGGUCAGAACUCACUGCAACGGCGUGGCUCUGUGAAGAACUCACUGUGCUCCUCCCGAGGCCAGGGAGUGUGUCCUUUCCCAGUGAAAUGUUUGGUUUUCUGCUUCCCCACUUGCCGGUGCCCCUCCAGGGUACCGCCUAUCCCAGAUAGGCUAGCGCCCUGGGGCCGUUCCUCCCAAAGCAACGGCCUCGCUUGGGGACAGACUAGAUGGCUGUCCCAGGAGCCUGCUCUUCACAGAGCCCACCGGCAGUGGGGUUGUUUUCCUGUGAACGCUCAGUAGCCUGUAGCAAUAACAAACUAGUGGCUAUUAAGGCAGAUGCAGUGUUCUCAUAGAAUAACUGUGUUCCUGCACUUUUACAGACAAAUCUACGACAAAAAAAAAAAAAAAAAAGAUCAACUUUUUUUUCCAAACCAAAAAAAAAAAUGAUUACAAUAGGAAAGGGGAAAAUUAAAUAGCUACAUAUCAUUAACAAAUUAAUUGUUCUUCAAAAAAUACCUACAAAUUUCUCUGUACAUUCUUUACGCACAGCGUAAUGAUGGUCUUAAAGUUACCUAUAUAAAAAAAGUGUUCUCACUGAUUUCUUCCUACAGAAAAUAUAGGGGCCUGAACGCGAAAGCCUGGAAGCCCAGUAAGUGGGAGUGAAAUGUGUGCAGGGGCAAGAGGAGAAGGGCUUUUCUUUCGCCUUUUGAAAGACCUGCGGCCACCCUGUGACCACAGCAAGAGCCAAUCCGCUGACCUUUUUUUCCCAGUGACCAUUUUCAAAAUUAACCAGCUAACUUGUAUUUUUCUUACACUGAAAACCAGCCUGGAGGGCUCCCGCGAGUCCACGGUGCCUCACGGGGGGGGGGGGGGAGGCGGUCAUGCCUGUGUCACCAGGGCAAGUGUCUUCUUAAGCCCUCUGGUGGGUGAGGCUGGAAUGUCGCACGGUGGAGGGGUGGGGGGAUAGAAAUGUACGUUUAACACAAAAAAGAGGAGCAGCUGUUGAACAUCCACAGCUGUGUCCGUCAUGCUUUCUUCUUUGCCUAAUUUCUAGUUAGUAGCUAUUACUAUAGCAAACAAUAAUAAAUGCAGUAAUAACUGUAUAAAGUCAGAGGAAUGUAUACUGCCUUGGCCCCAGCGUACGAGGAAGCACACAAAAUACCAUAUCACAGAUUGUCAGUAAUCUGCUGUUCAGCCAAAAGGGUUGAAAGGGAACAGUUUCUGCAUGGAGGGAAGUUGGAAGACACAAAUCCCAACUCCCCUGGGCACUAGUAAUAAGCAGACAGGGAUGCAAAAAAUAAAUGUCAGCCGGCAGCAAAAACUCCAGCAUCCUGCACCGCGGCUGAUCAAUGACUCGACUGCCCGUCUCCAGGGCCGGGCGGCCCCGCGCUGCUCAGGAGUAGUGUGACGACCAAACACAAAUCUCAGAGUCCAACUGUACCAGCAGUACGUAUAUCUAGGACUGUAACUGACAAAAAUAAACUAAUUCUGAAAAGAAGCUAGUAAGUAUUAAGGUUCUUGUUUACUAUCUAUACAAUUAAUAGAAACCAGCUAUUUUUCUCCAUUAAAACAUGCAUCACGUUGAAAGCACUAUAGAAUCGUCCAACCUCAGCUCUAGUCUAACAAACUGCAGUGUUUAGGAAAGGUAAAAAUGCCCGUGAUUGGUAGAGUCUGCAGUCCAGUUGCGAGCACCUGAAAUCUAGAGAGAAAGACCUAUAACCUGUAUGAGACUUCCCCUUCCAAAGCUGUUUUGUCUAAAUUAAAACAAAACAAAAAAAAAACAACAAAAAAAACACAAA
Messenger RNA from Acinonyx jubatus (cheetah), 5180 nucleotides. RefSeq names its product autophagy related 7 (gene ATG7). The transcript is spliced from 19 exons. Gene Ontology annotation, molecular function: Atg12 activating enzyme activity; Atg8 activating enzyme activity. The record is from RefSeq and is a predicted model, not a curated record. Gene Ontology annotation, biological process: C-terminal protein lipidation; autophagosome assembly; protein modification by small protein conjugation. The coding region runs from base 156 to 2267 and encodes 703 amino acids. NCBI's taxonomy places the organism in Eukaryota, Metazoa, Chordata, Mammalia, Carnivora, Felidae. Gene Ontology annotation, cellular component: phagophore assembly site; cytoplasm.